This is a messenger RNA of Cladocopium goreaui, 333 nucleotides long. The record is from the annotation of a GenBank genome assembly. NCBI's taxonomy places the organism in Eukaryota, Dinophyceae, Suessiales, Symbiodiniaceae.
AUGGACAGGUACACUCCAGCGACUUUGGAUGAGUACAAGCAACGCUUCGGCAGCAAGGCCGACUAUGCGGAGCUGGGGCGUUUGGGCCCCGACUUGGACGAUGAAGACCUGCUGAUGAAACGAGCAAUUCAAGAAAAGGUGAAAGAGUUCAGCCGUGAGCUCCACAGGGUCAACAAACACCGGGCAGGAAAGGCACAGUCGUGGGCCCAGCCAUGGAUGCAGCCUCAGCCUCAGAGGCUGAGGCAAAACGACAGAGUUCUGGUACGAACAUCUGGCCAAAUGUGUAGGUACUUGAUGUUAGCGCAGCUAAAGUUGGAGGCAUACAUUGUAUAA